This is a messenger RNA of Fukomys damarensis (Damara mole-rat), 1499 nucleotides long. It is a transcript of the gene Zng1c, whose product is annotated as COBW domain containing 3. Gene Ontology annotation, cellular component: cytoplasm. The record is from RefSeq and is a predicted model, not a curated record. Lineage: Eukaryota; Metazoa; Chordata; Mammalia; Rodentia; Bathyergidae.
GGAGUGGCUAAGGGGCGGGUCUGUCCGCAACUGGAGCACUGGUAACGCGGCCAGAUCGGGAGGAGCCACGCGUCGCGAUGUGAUGACGUCAGGCCACGGGCCGAGCUUGGCGAGUUUGACUUGCGCUGCAGCGUGUGGGCGUUUUGGUCCCAGCUCUUGAGCUGAGGAGGAGGUGUGCUUCAAACCCGGAAUGUUACCGCCUGUUGUAACUGGAGAUAAGGAAGAGGAAACAGCUGAGGAGGAUUGUCCUGAAUUGGUUCCCAUUGAGACGAAGCAAAGAGAGGAAGAGAAAAGCUUGGCCGGCGCCAAGAUCCCAUUCACCAUUAUCACCGGGUAUUUAGGUGCUGGAAAGACAACACUACUGAACUACAUCUUAACUGAGCAACACAGUAAAAGAAUAGCAGUUAUUUUAAAUGAAUUUGGUGAAGGAAGUGCAGUAGAAAAAUCCUUAGCUGUAAGUCAAGGUGGAGAGCUCUAUGAAGAGUGGCUGGAACUUGGAAAUGGAUGCCUCUGCUGUUCAAUGAAGGAUAGUGGCCUUAGGGCUAUUGAGAAUUUGAUGCAGAAGAAGGGGAAAUUUGAUUACAUUCUGUUAGAGACCACUGGAUUAGCAGAUCCUGGUGCUGUGGCUACUAUAUUUUGGGUUGAUGCAGAACUAGGGAGUGAUAUUUAUCUUGAUGGUAUCAUAACUGUGGUAGAUUCAAAAUAUGGAUUAAAACAUUUAGAAGAAGAAAAACCUGAUGACCUUACUAAUGAAGCUACUAGGCAAGUUGCUUUAGCAGAUAUCAUCCUCAUCAAUAAAACAGACUUGAUUUCAGAAGAGGAGUUAAACAAAUUAAGAACAGCUAUUAGAUCAAUAAAUGGACUAGGACAAAUUUUAGAAACACAAAGAUCCAGAGUUGAUCUCUCUAACAUAUUAGAUCUUCAUGCCUUUGAUAGUCUCUCUGGAGUAAGUUUUCAGGAAAAACUUCAGUAUGGGCUAGUAGCACAACCUCACCUUGAUCAGAGUAUUGUUACAAUCACGUUUGAAGUACCAGGAAAUAUAAAGGAAGAAAGUCUAAAUGUAUUUAUUCAGAAUCUCCUGUGGGAAAAGAAUGUGAGAAACAAGGACGAUCGCUGCAUGGAGGUCAUACGGCUAAAGGGUCUGGUGUCAAUCAGAGACAAACCACAACAAGUGAUUGUGCAAGGUGUCCAUGAACUCUAUGACCUGGAAGAGACUCCAGUGAGCUGGAAAGAUGAUACUGAGAGAAUAAGUCGAUUGGUCCUUAUUGGCAGGAAUUUAGAUAAGGACAUCCUCAAACAACUAUUUACAGCUACUGUAACAGAAACAGAAAAGCAUGAAACAGCACAUUUUGCAGAAGAUCAAAUUUGUCUGUAACACUGGAGGUAUUUUAUCAAAGGAUUGGAUAAUAAAAAUAAGUUCCUACUGGGUAUAUUUCAACCAGUAUUCUUUCAUAAUUUCUGUUGUGAAUUCCAGUGUAUUUAAAGAUGGUAUUUAUUUU